AUGCCGGGUGUCAUUCUAGGUAUCUCCUCUCAUUCUGCAUGUAUGGACUCUGUACAGUCCCACUUCUCCUGUCCUGGAUGCCGGGUGUCAUUCUAGGUAUCUCCUCUCAUUCUGUAUGUAUGGACUCUGCACAGUCCCACUUCUCCUGUCCCGGAUGCCGGGUGUCAUUCUCGGUAUCUCCUCUCAUUCUGUAUGUAUGGACUCUGCACAGUCCCACUUCUCCUGUCCUGGAUGCCGGGUGUCAUUCUCGGUAUCUGUCCCCAUUCUGUAUGUAUGGACUCUGCACAGUCCCACUUCUCCUGUCC
Messenger RNA from Staurois parvus, 305 nucleotides. The record is from the annotation of a GenBank genome assembly. NCBI's taxonomy places the organism in Eukaryota, Metazoa, Chordata, Amphibia, Anura, Ranidae.